Molecule: messenger RNA, 1287 nt
Organism: Meriones unguiculatus (Mongolian gerbil)
Lineage: Eukaryota; Metazoa; Chordata; Mammalia; Rodentia; Muridae
Gene: Bcap31
Product: B cell receptor associated protein 31
Exons: 8
Coding region: 186-923 (245 amino acids)
Biological process (GO): intracellular protein transport; endoplasmic reticulum to Golgi vesicle-mediated transport
Cellular component (GO): endoplasmic reticulum membrane; endoplasmic reticulum
Source: RefSeq, a predicted model, not a curated record
AUUCCCGCCAAGGUUCCUCCGAGCUCCACCCCUGCGUGUCCAAAGUGUCAGAGGCGCCUCGGUCGGCCAUUAGCCUCCACCCUCCACUUCCUCUCAAGACUUUGGCAACCAGCCUGAGGCCUGGGGACCAAGCGGGAAACGGAAACAAGUUGCCAUCACUGUGUUGGAAACCUUUAAGUAACAGGAUGAGUCUGCAGUGGACGGCAGUUGCCACCUUCCUGUAUGCAGAGGUCUUUGCUGUGUUGUUCCUCUGCAUUCCAUUCAUCUCUCCCAAAAGAUGGCAGAAGAUUUUCAAAUCUCGGCUGGUUGAGUUGGUAGUGGCGUAUAGCAACACCUUCUUUGUGGUUCUCAUUGUCAUCCUUGUGCUGUUGGUCCUUGAUGCUGUACGUGAGAUCCGGAAAUAUGAUGAUGUGACAGAAAAGGUCAACCUCCAGAACAAUCCAGGUGCCAUGGAGCACUUUCACAUGAAGCUUUUCCGUGCUCAAAGGAAUCUCUAUAUUGCUGGAUUUUCCUUGCUGCUGUCCUUCCUGCUUAGACGCCUGGUGACUCUCAUCUCCCAGCAGGCCACACUGCUGGCCUCCAAUGAAGCCUUUAAAAAGCAGGCAGAAAGUGCCAGCGAAGCGGCCAAGAAAUACAUGGAGGAAAAUGACCAGCUAAAGAAGGAAGCAGCUGAGGAUGGAGGCAUCUUGGAUGUUAAGAGUGCUGAGGUGAAGUUAGAAGAAAACAAGAGACUGAAAAAAGACCUGAAGAAGCUAAAAGAUGAGCUGGCCGGCACCAAGAAAAAACUUGAGAAAGCUGAAAAUGAGACUCUGGCCAUGCAGAAGCAGUCCGAGGGCCUUACCAAGGAAUAUGAUCGCCUGCUGGAAGAGCAUGCCAAGCUGCAGGUCUCAGUACAUGGUCCCGUGGACAAGAAGGAGGAGUAAAGGCUUGCUUUUCCCCCUGCCUACAGCUGGCUUCCACCUGAACCAUACUCACUGCUUCCUCACCUCUCAACCUGUUCCUCUUGUGUUUACUCCCUUCUGUUUCAUCAGUUUUCUUCCACAGCAUAUAGAUUUUGGCUCCUUUACACAUACUGCCAUCCUACUAAAAGGGCCCAAUUUUGUUCAUUAAGAGUAAUUUUGUCACUGUCUUGCCUGGCCAGGGUACUUUCUACUUCCAGAAGUAUAGAAAAGCACUUGUGACCUGGCUUGCAAUUGAAUCCCGUUUGUUUUGCCAUGUGUCCUAAAGGAGGCUGUGAAGCAGGUCAAGUGCUUUACCAUGGUGUCAAUAAAGGUUGUUACAUUACAA